This is a messenger RNA of Macadamia integrifolia, 1725 nucleotides long. Its product is annotated as ethylene-responsive transcription factor RAP2-12-like. Gene Ontology annotation, biological process: ethylene-activated signaling pathway; regulation of DNA-templated transcription. The transcript is spliced from 3 exons. Gene Ontology annotation, molecular function: DNA-binding transcription factor activity; DNA binding. NCBI's taxonomy places the organism in Eukaryota, Viridiplantae, Streptophyta, Magnoliopsida, Proteales, Proteaceae. The record is from RefSeq and is a predicted model, not a curated record. The coding region runs from base 311 to 1435 and encodes 374 amino acids.
UUGUUGUCGCUGGUCGCAACCGCCCGUUUUCUCUCUCUGAUUCCAUCAAUCAAUAUAUAAAAAACCCUACCUUUCAUAUUCUACUUUUCCUCUUGUGCUCACAAAGCUUAUACUUUGAUUCUUCCUGCGUUACGGUACUAUAGUUUCAGGCGUGAAAAGAAAAGCCAAAGGAAAAUCGAACUACCGUUUAGUUUUCCGAUUUCUCUGCGUGUAUACAUUUCUAUUUCUCGAUCUCCCUUCUUAGUCGUAUCUGAUCGAUCUCUUCUUGUCGAUUUAACUUUGAUUUGAUCGGACGAUCUCCUAAACCAAGAUGUGUGGUGGAGCUAUUAUCUCCGAUUUUAUUCCGACGAGUCGCUUCAAGCGACCUAGCGCUGCUGGUGUAGUGUGGGAUAUUAAGAAAAACUAUUCCAAGCCCUUAGGAUCGGAGAUCACCAACGUCGACGAUGAUUUCGAGGCUGACUUUCAGGAGUUCAAGGACGAGUCCGAUGAGGAGGUUGAAGAUGUUAAACCGUUUUCCUUCGCUCCCACUUCUCAGUCUUCUCGAGGAGGGUCGACUGCUGUAAAAGCUGUGGAAUUCAAUGGGCUUGCUGAAAAAUCUGCUAAGAGAAAGAGGAAGAACCAGUACAGAGGAAUCCGACAGCGGCCUUGGGGGAAAUGGGCUGCUGAGAUCAGAGACCCUAGAAAGGGGGUCCGUGUCUGGCUAGGAACCUUCAAUACUGCUGAAGAAGCCGCAAGGGCUUAUGAUGCUGAAGCUCGGAGGAUUCGUGGCAAGAAAGCUAAGGUGAACUUCCCAGAAGUGACAUCAUCUGCAACUACGAAACACGCUGCGAAGAAGCCAGUUGCAAAAGCGAACAUGACAUCUGAGAAGCAGAAUCUGGACCAAAAUUUCAGUUUCAUGAGCAACCCGGCUUCUGAUUUCUAUGACACUUCGGCCUACAUGGAAGAGAAGGUCUCAGUGAAUGGAUCAAAGGGAUCCGGUGGAUGUAUGAAUUCAUUCCCUGCCAUAGGAGAUCAAAAUGGAUUCAAAUCAUUUUCACCUUCUGAAUCGGACACACUUUGUUUUAAUUCAGAUCAGGGGAGCAAUUCCAUUGACUGUUCUGAGUUUGGGUGGGGUGAACGAGAAUCCAAGACUCCAGAGAUCUCAUCAGUUCUCUCAAAUACAAUUGACAGUGAGGGGUCUGACUUUUUGGAGGAUGCUCAUGUAAAUAAAAAAAUGAGGACCAUACCAGAGGAUGAUGUGAUUCAGUUCGAGGAAAAUACUGCAAAGAAGCUUUCAGAAGAACUGCCCACAUUUGAAUCCCAGUCGAAGCUUUUUCAAAUACCAUAUCUUGAUGGCAGCUGGGAGACGGAGACGUCAAUGGAAAGCCUCCUCAAUAGUUCGAUGGACCUAUGGAGCUUUGAUGACUUCCCUCCAAUGGUGGGAGGUGUCUUCUGAAGGGUCUUAUAGUCUCUCAUGCUGGUUUAUGUAAAUAAGACAACAUGAAUAGCUGCUGAUGGUAGAGAUGGAGACAAGGUUCCAAAAUGCUUCAGCUGUGGAGAGAGUUCUCAAGCAGCUUUUGGGUUAUGGGGAAAGAUAUAUAGGUAUCGUCUUUAGAUUUUGGCUUUCAAAUUUGUAAUUUGACCUGCUUCUGGAUGUUUGCAUUUGAGUUAAGCUGCAUGCCUUUGUUGUUUGUUGAUGACUGGUGAUAUGUGAUGAAACACUGAUUGAUAUCAGUUUGCACUCUC